Messenger RNA from Epinephelus lanceolatus (giant grouper), 6328 nucleotides. It is a transcript of the gene ddhd1a, whose product is annotated as DDHD domain containing 1a. The record is from RefSeq and is a predicted model, not a curated record. NCBI's taxonomy places the organism in Eukaryota, Metazoa, Chordata, Actinopteri, Perciformes, Serranidae. Gene Ontology annotation, molecular function: glycerophospholipase activity; metal ion binding. Gene Ontology annotation, cellular component: cytoplasm.
CCAUACACACGCAUACUACAGUCCUGUCUCCAUGCAAGAUUUGUUUGGACAGCGAAUGAAUCUGAAAUUCCACAGAGACCGGAACACACACACGAAGUAUGGUGACUGCCGUGCUACGCCUCUCAAGCAGGACUAAAGCGAUUCGGUGACAGGGAAGUGGUUUGACAAAGGUUUAAGUUGGCGUUAGUUAAAAGGGAAGAGAAAACGGAUGAGCAGGUUUUCCGGUUGCUACGUUGCAGACUUGCUAACAAGCUAGCAUCGGAGUUCUACAACCGGCUUCGUUAGCUUAGCUUAGCUUAGCUUAGCUAGCUAGCCAGCUAACGAGCUGGUGUAGCGACUGCUGCGGGGCGUUCAAGGCGGUGGGAGCUUUUAUUUAGGGCUUUAAUUUUGUUUGAAUUUUUAUUGUAACAUUGGCCAUUGUUGAAUUUUGUAGUAGCUGUUGUAAUAGUGAGAGCUUUGUCGAUGUGAGGGCAGACGAGUUGGUGAGGUUGGCUCGCUCAGGUAGUUAUGAGCAGUUUCAACAUUAGGACCCAAACCUCCAUGGUAAGGUCUUCUUUGGGCAGCGACAGUAAAGGCGUCGACGCUAUUAACAACAACAAGGAGUGGGAUUUGGGCAGCGAUGUGUUAUCGUACUGUAACGAGAUGAGUCCCAUGGAUGACACGAUGCAGGCGGGUAUGUCCUCCGUCCAGCCGGGACUGGACGGACACCUGCCGUUCCUACACCCCAGACACCACAGCACCCAGGACGGGCUGCUGUUCGACCUGAGCACCCCGGCUACCUUCCUCGACGGCGGCUCUCUGGAGUACAGCGACAACGACGGGAACGGCGCGGGUCCACUGUUCGAGAGGCGGAAGAGGUCGCGGUCCAACAGCUCCAGACACCGCUUCAACGAGGUGGUCACGGAGCUCGGUCCCGAGGAGGUGCGGUGGUUUUACAAGGAGGACAAGAAAACUUGGAAGCCCUUUGUCGGGCAUGACUCGCUUAAAAUUGAGCUGAUGUACCGGAAAUACUGUGAGCUGAACCCUGGUGCAGCAGGGUCCCAGGUCAGUGGUGGGCAGGAGGAGGAGUGCGGUAAUAACGGUGUGGAGAGCAGGGGGCUGAACGGUGCAGUGCCCGUGGAGACGAGGACCAGCUGUGUGCACGGCGGCCGGGGGUCCCUGGACACAUCCACGGUGUCAUCCGAGGAGAGGGACCCUGACAGCAUUGAAAUCAACGUGGAGCCUGUGUGUGUCCGGGGAGGGCUCUAUGAGGUGGAUGUUAGGGAGAAGGAGUGCAAUCCUGUUUACUGGAAGCAACAAGAUCAUAUUCCAGUCAUGAGAGGCCAAUGGUUUAUCGACGGCACCUGGCUGCCUUUAGACGAAGAGGAAAGCGACCUCAUCGAGCACGAGCACCUGAACCAUUUCCGUGGGCAACAGAUGCAGGAUACCUUCGAGACGGAUUUGGUGGUCAGGACCGUGGAUAGCAAAGAUGUUCUCUCCCACCUGCCCCCUUUCUACCUCCCUUUUCUGUUCAAAUGGAGUGGAUAUCAGAGGAGUGCUAAAACUACAUGUCACAAACGCAAACGCUGCCAAGCCAUCCACAGCCUGAAGCUGAGUCGGACCCACGUGGAUUGGCACAGCGUGGAUGAAGUUUACCUCUACAGCGAUGCCACCACUUCCAAAAUUGCACGCACAGUCACCCAGAAACUGGGAUUCUCUAAAGCCUCCAGCAGUGGCACACGGCUCCAUCGGGGUUACGUUGAGGAGGCCUCACCUGAGGACAGACCCCCUCAAACUACGCACAUUGUCUUUGUGGUCCAUGGGAUUGGACAGAAAAUGGACCAGGGACGCAUAAUUAAAAACACUGGAAUGCUGAGGGAAGGUGUGCGGAAGAUGGAGGAGAAGCACUUUUCAGAGCACAAUGACGAGCACGUGGAGUUCCUGCCUGUCGAGUGGCGCUCCAAACUUGCACUGGAUGGAGAUACAGUAGACUCAAUAACACCUGACAAAGUGAGAGGACUGAGAGAUCUUCUCAACAGCAGUGCCAUGGACAUCAUGUACUACAACAGCCCCCUUUACCGGGAUGAGAUCACCAAGGGCCUAACACAGGAGCUAAACAGACUCUACACACUAUUCUGCUCCCGGAACCCCGAGUUCGAGGAGAGGGGAGGCAAAGUGUCCAUCGUGUCCCACUCCCUCGGCUGCGUCAUCACCUACGACAUCAUGACGGGGUGGGAUCCUGUGCGCUUCUGUCAGCAGACGCAUCACGCUGUGGAGGAGGGGCUGGACCUGCGCUGGAUGUCUUACGAGGAGAGGCACGUUGUGGAGCAGCUGCGGAUCACGAGGAACAGGCUACAAGAGCUGGAAAAUAAACUCCUCAUACAUGAGGCCUCAAAAGCCCCAGCACGCCCAGCUCUCAAAUUUAAGGUGGAAAACUUCUUCUGCAUGGGUUCCCCUCUGGCGGUGUUCUUGGCUCUGAGAGGGAUCCGUCCUGGUACGAGCUGCCACCAAGACCACAUCCUGCCCACCCCCAUCUGCAGCAGGCUCUUCAAUGUCUUCCAUCCCACAGACCCUGUGGCCUACAGACUGGAGCCACUCAUCCUCAAACAUUACAGCAAUGUCGCACCUGUUCAGAUACACUGGUGUAGCGCCACUAACCCCACACCCUACGAUGAGAUCAGGCCUACUUUCCUGACCCCGGUCAAAGACCCAACAUCCGACACUGAGAGCAUCCCCAGCCCGAGCACGUCUCCUGUACUCGCCCGCAGGCACUACGGAGAGUCCAUCACCAAUCUGGGCAAGGCCAGCAUACUGGGAGCGGCGAGCAUAGGGAAGGGCAUCGGAGGCAUCCUCUUCUCACGUUUCUCCCGCUCCAACAGCCAGCCCUCAGUGUCUUUAGGCCUGGACGUAGGAACAAACACUGAGGAGGAGGAGCAGAAGCGGACGGAAAGCCAGUCAGCAUAUGGCCUCUCCACCAUCAUCCGGCCAACCUCACCCAUCACUGACACAUCAUUGGAGCUGGAGCGGCGCAUCGACUUCGAGCUCCGAGAGGGCCUGGUGGAGAGUCGCUACUGGUCGGCGGUGACCUCCCACACAGGUUACUGGUGCUCACACGACAUAGCACUCUUCCUGUUGACCUUCAUAUACAAGCAGAAGUCGAUAACCUCUGACCCAGAGGAAGAUGCUCCGGAUCCGGACUGAGGCAGCACAUUCGUCACAACACAUACCUGACACUUGAAUGGUGUCUUAUAACUCUGAGACGGACGUGUCACCUUCUUGACAAGACACAAAAUAAACCUCAUUUAUUUUCAUGCACACAAACUGCUCAGACACACUAACAUCCUUUUUCCCUCCUACAUCUCUCCAUGAUCCAGCUCUUUGAACUCUUGGGAAUCAUUGGUGACAAACUGACUUCAUUCCAAGAUGUGCAUUUUGGUCUCUUUUUGUGUAGUUAGUACACAAUCGCACACCCUAAGGGUGACAAUGUUGGACAAGGAACCCCUAAGGUGGUGCACCUUUUGCCAGUAUGACCGCAAGCUACAGUAUAGACACGGAAUAAGAGAGGAAGAUCGUCCUAACGUCAUCCCCAAGUCUUCAACCUCAAACAGCCUGUUGACAAAGUGUCCAUACGUGUCCUGUUGAUUGACGCUUAAACCCCGACUCCCUCCCACUGACUCAUUUGGAGCCUUGUGACACACUUGCUUGACCCUUAGUCGCUGAGACUUCGAGUUCUGUGUCUGUUCUUUAAAAAAAAAAAAACAGUGAGGAAAAUAAUUGUGGAGGAAAAAAAGUAGUUUUGUCUUUAAAAUGAAUCUUUAGCUACAUCUCAAAAACUUAAUGCUAACAAGCAAAUGCAAUGCCUUUCAGAUUUAGCCAAAUAAUAUUACUCAUGCAGAAUAUUUCUGUUUAGUUUUUUUCUGAACGAAAACGUAGGGCAUUAUCCCUUUAAUAAUGUGUUAAAAGAACGAAGAAUGACAUAACAAACGUCAUAUUUUUAGUUUGUUUUUCUUCCUCUUCUUUUUAUGUUUGCCUCUUUUUUUUUUAACAUAGUUUGACUCUCGAAAUAGAUAUGCACCAAAUAAACCACGAACAAAGCACCACUUUUAUACACAGUCAACUAAAACAGAAUCUCCGUUUGAGUAGCAGGCACAAAAUGUCCCUGACUAACACACAACAGUUACAGCUGAACAUCCUGCAGGACGUCAUUAGCUCCCAUGUGACAUGUACUGUACAUACAGAGGUUUACAACCACGUGAGGCUGUGUCAUGUUAGCAUCAUUUAAGCUCUUAAACAAGGCUGGACAUGUAAAGUUAUUUUCUUACACACUGUUUAUCUUUUCAAAUCUCUCGAUGAUGUCAUUUCCAAGUCGAGAGGUCUUUUCCAUUCAAGCUAAUGCUUCUAUAUCAAGGAUGAGUUCUUGAGAGAAUUUUCUGUGCUGUAUCUUUAUAUUACUAUCCAGAUGAAAUCAGUGGUACUAGAUGUAUUUUUUCUUAAAAGAAAGAAUUAUUUUUCCAAGUGAUUUUCAGGCUCUUGUGGAUAUAAACCUGGAUCUCAUCUGUGGGAAAAUGGGAUUCAAACACGCGGCCAAACAACAUUCACGUGUCUCGCUUAUUAGCUGCUUGGCGUUAGUCAUUCUGAGGCGUACUCCAUGACAAAAAGAGUAAUUGGUCUAGGGUAAAAAUAGCGUCUUUUUAUUUUGAGGCAUCUGUGAUUCACUGCACGCAGAGGUUAAUUGUAUGUCUUUUGCCUUUUCUUGUGACCAUCUCACACCUUACUCAUUUGAGCAACGGAUAUGUCAGCUUGUCUUUUUAUCUGUAUGAAAGAAGGGUUUGUUUAGUCUUAAAAAAAACAUUGGAUUUUAGUCCAAAUUUUAUUCCAAUUUUAUUUCAAAAAGGACAACCAGAGAGAGAAAAUCCUGAUUUUUAUUUUCUAAACAUGUCUGUUGCUGCUUCAUGAAUCUUGCCUUAGGAUUGUCAGAGCAGUUAUUAAAAAAUCAUGAUGGAUCGCACAAAUGUGGUCCUUUUAAAAACACACCUGAUAAUGAAAAUGUACUCACUUUGCAUGGUGUUAUUUAUAGUAAAUGGAUGUUAGAGCAAGAAGACAUCGCAGAGAGUGCCAACACACAUCUAAGAAACUGCUUUGUGUUCCUUACUGAGCAGAAAACCGCUCAUUAUUGUUUAUGGACUUCUAAUGAAAUCAUUUCUAAGACAUUUUGCAAUGGAUGAAGAAAUGGAAUCGCCCUCUGAUUGGAAUUAGUCACAAGUGACAGACUUGAUUAUCACCAGUGUCAAAUUUUCCUCAUCACAAUAUCAUAGUCAACAAAGAGCUUAUUUUUUAAUUUGCUAUGGUGCAAGCUGCUGCGUUAUUGUUCCACACAAUCAAGGGCUGUUGUCGACUGGUCCACCGUCGGAUGGAAUCCAUUUUAUUGGCAUUUAAUGUCUGAGUUAUUUAUGCAAAAGGCCUACUGACUGAAACCAGGCUGCCUCUCGGAUGACCAGAGAAGAAGGGGAAGUGGUGUGGAAGCAGGGACAAAUGUGGGAGUGUUUAUAUUUGAUCCGGUGGAUCUCGCCCAUUCAUCAGCUAUGAAUUGCACAUAAAUUAUCUAGAAAACAGCCCGUUGUUGAUGUUUAUUUUCACUGAGCAUGUGUGACAUCACAGCGGUAGAUACAGGAAGCAGUUGGCUUGCAAUUUACUUGGGGACCUUAGACCUGUAAAGCAAAGGACAGAUCCAUUGUUGCCUCUCGUGCAGGUUCAGACAGCAGAUAUGUAAGAGUGGACGGACCAUUAUAACUAUGACAACAAUGUUCCUGCCAGUGUGUGUUUCCAAAAUGAACUUUGCACAUUUUCUGUUCUAGCAAUUCAAGCACAGAUUUCUAGCUGUGUUCACUGCUUGCAAACAAAGCAACUAAACUGCAGAGCAUUAAAGAAAACCUUGUACUUUUGACCACAUGAGCAUUUAAUGCACAGCGUUUUGAAUGAUGACAGUAUAUUUUUCUUGUUAAAAAGCACCACAAGCGUCAGGGAAACGUCUACUGUUCUAUGUUUUGUCGAUUUGACACCAGUUUGAAGCCAUUAUUAGGUAAAAAAAAAAAAAUGAAAUGUUCAGACGUACAUGAGGAAGGGCCUGCAGCCAUAUGUAAUCAGUCACUGAGUGAGCAAAAAGAAAUAAGCAUUAAAAUUAAUUGUGGGUGUUUUGAAUGAAAUGUGUUCAAUUCGUGCUCUAACUCUGAAUGGAAGUGUUUUCGUCUGUCCUUAGAGCUGUGCAAUAACCCAUGCCUGUAAUGGAUUCUAACUGCCAUCCAAAGCACUGUAUUUAUUUCCUUUUAUUAAAGCAUUUUCUUUUUUUGGA